AUGGCCGGAAUGACGGUGACUCCGGCGCCAAUGGCCGUUACGGACAUGGGUAAUGGAGGCAAUAAUGCUGUAACGGCAUCGUAUGUGAACUCGUUUCGCAUAUCUGCUGUAGCGGACCGCUUAGCGAUGCACGUGUGCCAAAGUAAAAACGAUUCCCUCCUGCAAGCAGCAAUCAUGGUGCUGAUGAUCUCUGUGAAGAAUGCUUGUCAGAAUGGAUGGUUUUUGGAUGAAGAUUCCAAAGAACUUCUUAGUCUUGCUAACGAGAUAGGGAGCAGCUUCUGCAGUGGAAAUGAUAUUAACACCGAAGCAAGCAGUUCUCUCUCUGCUAUAUCAACUAUUAUGUCAAGAUUCUAUCCACAAAUGAAAAUGGGUCAGAUACUUGCUUUUCUUGAAGUCAAGCCUGGGUACGGCACGUAUCUGGUUGACUUUCAUAUUUCAAAGGAUGUGAAACCUUCUCCAGAAGAUAAAAUAAGGCUAUUUGUCGCUCAAACAGAUAAUAUGGAUACGUCUUCGUGUGUUAUAAGUCCACCACAAGUAAGCUUUCUGUUGAAUGGGAAGGGAGUGGAGAGAAGGACUAAUGUUUUCAUGGUUUGUGUGGAUGUUAUUUUGAAAGAGUUGGACACAGGACCGCAGAUUCCGACAGUUGUGAUGCAUAUGCUGAAAUAUGGAACAAAUCUUCUUCAAGCUUGUUUUGAUUUUGACAACUAUGUGGACAUAAACUCGAGACGACCAUCCUGGCGCUGCCCGCAUUGCAAUCAGUUUGUAUGUUUCACCGACAUCUGUGUUGAUCAAAAUAUGGUCAAGGUUUUGAAAGAGGUGGGAGAGAAUGUUGCUGAUGUGAUCAUCUCUGCAGAUGGAUCGUGGAAGGCUGUCACAGAAACUGAGGAUCCUAGGGAUCAGCCACAUGAUAAGACCCCCAGUUGCAAGCAAGAUAGGCCUGCACAUCAAGAAUCAACUAUCUUCCUAAAUACUCCUCCUGAUAUUUUGGAUCUCACCAAGGGAAAUGAUGCGAUGGAUGCAGUUGGAACUUGUGGAACUGAAGACAGAAAACCUUUCCCUGCUAAUUGUCCAAGUAAAUCUCAUACUGAGAGCCUGACAAUCAAUCCAAACACCAAUCAUAUGAAUGAGGUUAAUCAGAUCAGUUCUCAUGCAGAGGAUGACUUUUGGUCAGGAGUUUUUUUGUCCACAUAUGGAUCGGGAACAUCCACUGCUAGGUCAGAUGUGCAAAUUACUGGUCGUGUUUCUGAGCCUGCUCCCACCAAUUAUAUGCUGUCUCCCGUAUUAACUGAUGCUGUUUCUCCUGCUCUUAAUCAUGAACUGGAGGCUUUUCAUGGAAAUGCUCUCCUUGCAACACCUGUACAGAACCAAAUUUCUGUUCCCAAUAAUAUGCAACUACAACAGUCGCAAUUCGGGAAUUCAGUUAUCAGCAACGAAUAUGGAAGGGUCCCAUCAAUACCCAGGCAUGUAAGCAGAACACCAAUUGCAGUUCAGGCUCUUCCAGCCCAGACUUCAACACCUGUAACCCAACAAAGAGGAAGAAAUAUUUUGAACAUCUUGCCCCACAUUGGGCCUUCUGCUGCUUCUGUGAGUUCUCCUGCUGUGCCAUCAAUUGGAGAUAGUUUUAAUACAGCAUCCAGUAAUGUGGAAAGGCAGCAACAAUUUUCUAGGUCUCAUUUGAAUUCACUUCAAUUGCCACAUGCGGCCUCAUCUUUGUUGCAGCCGUAUUCGGGAACACAGCAUUGGGAUCAUCAAAAUCGCUCAUUCGUGCCUGGUCAACCAGCUCAACAGAUUGGUGGUCGUCCAGCUUCAAGUCAACUCCCAGGUGCUUACAGAAUUUCCUCAGCACUUCCAACCGUACUCCAAAACUCAAAUCAGCAGCUACCUUUGAACAUCAGGGUGCCCCAUGCCAUGAGCCAGUCUCCAAGUCUGGUGCGGUCGUCUGCACAUCUCCCACGGACUCAAAUUCAUCAAGGAGUAGCACCAACUGGAAUUGGUCAGACAACUGGUCUAAGUGAUAGCCAACAUACCCGGUUGCUAGUUGGUGCUCAGCGACCUGCCCAGAUGACUAGAAAUUCACCAUCUAUGCCAGCUCCUGCUCAAACAUCUAGAACAUCAUCUUUUUCAGUAAGUGCUGAUGGGUUUCGAUCAUCCCUGGGAGAGCAGCGAGGGAAUACAGGGCCAGUGCAACCAGUCACAGGAGCAGAUGGUUCGGUUGAUUUGGAAGCAGAACAGAAUUGGCGCCCUACAGGUAGGAUGCGUGGAAGCCUAUCUGGGCAGGCUUAUUCUGCUGCUUUAAGCCAAUACAUUAUUCAGCCAACCCAGCCCGUUCAAGCUGCUAGACCAUCAUCAACUAUGCCUGUGUUACCAUCUGGUGUUCCAUCCCAGUUGCAUACCCUUGUGGCAAAUAGCAGGAAUGCCAAUGCGCCUCCAGCAGUAAAUCAUUCAUCGACAGAGCCUGCUAGUAUGUCUGGAAGCUCAGGUGUUCUACCCCCGCAGUCUUUAGGGAUGCAUUAAUGGUGGAGGAUUUCAUCUGGGGAACCUUUAUAUAGCUGGCAUGACUAAUUUUGGUUGACAGGGUCAUUUGUACAGUUACCAAAUUUCAUCUGGAGGGAUGUUUAUUCAUGGUUGAUGGGUGUUCUAAUUUAGUUAGUCCUUUGUUUUUAAAUCUCGUUUAUUUCUCCUAUUGACAUUGGAGGUCAUGAUUGUUGGUAGUUAAUUUGGGAAAUUUUUGAGGGUUUGGAGAGCCUAUAUGUUUUUAUACAUACCAUGAAGUUUCGAAUACACCUAGUUGGCGGCAUGAAACAUUUAGGGAUU
This is a messenger RNA of Ilex paraguariensis (yerba mate), 2814 nucleotides long. The record is from the annotation of a GenBank genome assembly. NCBI's taxonomy places the organism in Eukaryota, Viridiplantae, Streptophyta, Magnoliopsida, Aquifoliales, Aquifoliaceae.